CCGCAUCAGACCAUCCUGCCGGUCUUCAUUUUACUGCUAACUGAGAUAUGCUUAUAGUUCUGUCCUCAUGCCGCAGACUCUGACUUUCUCUCACCAGCCAUGAAUGCUCGCAGAGAGGGGGUCGGAUUCUCCACUCAGAGUCCCUUCAGCAGCGUGCAUUACAGCAACUAUGACACCGCUUUCCAGCAUUUGCAAGGCCACCCCAGCUUCUCCGUCGGUGUAUUGGUGACCGUCGUGUCCGGUUACCUUAUCUUGAGCUAUCUGGGUCUAGUCCCUUUUUCGCUGGUUCGUUUCGUAUGGAACCUAGUGGUCCGCUUUACACCGUCGCGACUGGUUGCCGCACUCGACUCUCCGAGAACUGUGUCGGCGGACGACUCGCCGUCCGCGCCGAUGACGUUCGAAGCGAAAAGCGAAGCGAUGAGACGGAUCUUCGGUCUCGACAAUGGAAUUUUCUCCGCCCUCCUGCCUCACGCGUCGGCCUUCCCCGGCUUCGGCACUUCGCUCCUGAGCGGCAAGGACAACCACCCGCCGGGUCUGGGCAACUGGGACAACUCGUGUUACCAAAAUAGCAUCAUCCAGGGGCUGGCAUCCCUCCACUCGCUAGAAGACUUCCUGGAGAGGAAUCUCGAACAGCUGGGCCAGCGGUCCUCGUUCUCCACCCACCAGGCCCUGAAGGAGAUUAUCGAGCGACUGAACAGCGCGGAGAGCUACGGUCAGCGGCUAUGGACUCCGCCGGAUCUGAAAUCGAUGAGUAGUUGGCAGCAACAGGACGCACAGGAAUACUUCGCAAAGGUCGUGGACCAGUUGGAUCUCGAAAUGCGGCAGGCGACGCGGCGGCAGACGCGCAACCUGGGCCUGAAAAUGGCUGGACCGCAGGAACAUGUCAUUGGCACUGAUGGGGUCUCGGAGCCGACAGACCGUGCGGUUGAUUUGCGGCCAGCAGCGUCGGAAACCCAGCUCGUUGCGAACCCAUUGGAAGGUCUUCUCGCCCAGAGGGUUGGAUGUAUACAAUGUGGAUGGACCGAGGGUCUAUCUCUGAUCCCGUUCAACUGCUUGACGGUGCCGCUUGGGCCCAAGUUUGAGUAUGACAUCCGGGAGUGUCUUCAUCACUACAUGCAUCUGGAGCCGAUUGAGGGGGUGGAAUGCGCCAAGUGUACCUUGCAGCGCACGCGGGCCCAGCUCUUGAAUUUGCUGACCCAGAUUGAAGAGGAAACGAAGACUACGCGGUCGAGUCCUCAGUCUGCAACAGUCGCGGAUGCUCUUUGCAAGUCGGCUCGGGAGCGUCUACAAGCCGUUGACGAGGCACUGGCGGAGGAAGAUUUUGCCGAGAAGACAUUAUCAGAGAAAUGCCACAUUCCUUCGAAGAACAGGGUGUCCACAACCAAGUCACGACAGGCCGUGAUUGCUCGACCCCCCAGGUGCCUGGUCGUUCAUAUCAACCGCAGCAUGUUCGACGAGAUGACAGGGAUGCUCCGGAAGAACUACGCCGCCGUCAAAUUUCCCAAGACCAUGGAUCUGAACGAAUGGUGCCUCGGAGGGCUGUCCUCGAAUCAAGCCAACAAGGACAUAGAGCAAUGGGGAACCGACCCUAGAAUCUCGAUGCUAUCACAGAUUCGAGGUGACGAUUCUUCCAGCCGACUAUAUGAGCUGCGAGCCGUGGUCACGCAUUAUGGUCGCCACGAGAACGGCCAUUACAUUUGCUAUCGGAAGUACCCGACGGAGGCUUUCCCGGCGCAUGUACCAGAGGCCGUUCUCGAAGCGGACGGCGACAAGGAGAAGCCCGAGCGGUGGUACCGACUCAGCGACGAGGACGUGCAGAUGGUCAGCGAAGUCAAUGUCAUGUCCCAAGGCGGCGCCUUUAUGCUCUUCUACGAAGCAGUGGAGCCCGGCUUCUCCUGGGGCAUGGACUCUGACGAGCUGGCCUCGCAAGAAGGCGAAUCAACGCCGUCGUCGACAUCCAGCAACCCAUCAGAUGGCAUGUCGGCUACAUCAGCAGCCACUGGCGACACUGUCUCGGAUGUUUCGCAAGCGACCAGCGUCGCCGCCUCGUUACCUGUCGAACCGCUUGGCGAGAAGUCCGCAGUAGUCUCGGACGUGGAUUGAAUCUUUGCGGCUGGUUAUCCCAGAUCCUGUAUAUCAGCGUUAUAUGAUACCCCCGAUGUGCAAACCAUUCGCAGGCGUUUAGUUUCUGCUUUGCAUGGCUGUUUCUCCUUACCUCUGAACAUAGCUUCCGCUGCCAGAUUUGUACACCAAUGCUUGUAUUUUAGGGAGAGAGGGCAGGAGGCGAUCGAUUAAUGGUACAUUACGACUCGGUUUUGCUUUUACAAGG
Molecule: messenger RNA, 2329 nt
Organism: Aspergillus homomorphus CBS 101889
Lineage: Eukaryota; Fungi; Ascomycota; Eurotiomycetes; Eurotiales; Aspergillaceae
Product: ubiquitin-specific protease UBP1
Exons: 1
Coding region: 100-2103 (667 amino acids)
Biological process (GO): protein deubiquitination
Cellular component (GO): nucleus; cytosol
Molecular function (GO): cysteine-type deubiquitinase activity; cysteine-type endopeptidase activity
Source: RefSeq, a predicted model, not a curated record